Molecule: messenger RNA, 3379 nt
Organism: Nanorana parkeri
Lineage: Eukaryota; Metazoa; Chordata; Amphibia; Anura; Dicroglossidae
Gene: RSBN1L
Product: round spermatid basic protein 1 like
Exons: 10
Coding region: 446-2938 (830 amino acids)
Cellular component (GO): nucleus
Source: RefSeq, a predicted model, not a curated record
ACUCGAGCAUGUUUUUAUGUUUGUUUAAGCACGCAAAGUGUAAACACGUGACAUCCCAGGAGCACGUGAUGCUCCAGAACCCUCCAUGUUGCACACGCAGAUGUACGCCCCCCUCUGCACACACUCACUGGCAGUUUCACUGGCGUUUCCGGUUUUCCAGCCACGCUUGUGUUUGCAGCGCUCCAUAAACACACGGCCGAGCAGACACGCCUCCCCUCACACAGUCUUGUCAGUCCAGCUCUCUCCGGCUUCAGCAGGAACCCUCCUACUGCAUGUCCACUUCUUCUCUCCACGGCGUCACUGACAAAAUGGCCCCUGCCCCCAUGCGCCUCUCCGACUUCAACAACUUGGCGUCACAUGCAUCGUCACGCCUCUUUCAAUCACGCGAUUGGCAGUAAUUGUCCCAAGGCAGCGCCUACGACGUUAUCCGAUUGGAUAGACAGCGAUGGCCCCGCCCUCUCCUCCCUGGCAGCUCGGCGGCGGAGUCUGGGCAUCGCAGGAGCCCAAAAUGGCGGAGCUGUGGACCAGUGUCCGUGCUGCGCCAAGCGAUAAACACGAAUCGCUUCCGAAGCCCAGAGAAGCGAUUGUAGUAAAGAGCGGCGCCGAGGACAAGGCCCAGGCGGUACCGUCCUCUUCUUCCAGUACGAGCAGCCGCGAUCCGCAUCCCGCCAAGAAGAUCCGAACGGAGGAAAAGGGUUUCAAGCCGAAACGUGUGAAUGGCGAAGGCGGAGGGGGCGGGAGCGGGAGCAAUCAUUCAGCACCGCUCCCGGCCGCCCGCCUCUUAUCCAAUGACAAGCCGAGGAAGAGCGCCAAAAAGAGGGACAAGGAGAAGAAGAAGAGACGGAAGGAGGGUGCAGAGGAGAACGGCGACCUGAAGCUUGCCACUCCGGGGAUCCCUCGGCUGACUCCUACUGUCAGGGGUGAAAUAAAAGAAAAAGUCAAGAUUAGAGAUAAAGAGAAGCAGAAAAAGAAACAUAAACUAAUGAAUGAAGCCAAGAAGGAAAAUGGAGAGGUGAAAAUACUACAGAAAGGUGAAAUAAAAGAAAAAGUCAAGAUUAGAGAUAAAGAGAAGCAGAAAAAGAAACAUAAACUAAUGAAUGAAGCCAAGAAGGAAAAUGGAGAGGUGAAAAUACUACAGAAAGAUCCAAAUGAAAAGCCAAAACCAAACGCAGAAGAACUGCAGAUUAAAAAAGUUAAGAAGAAAAAGAAGAAGAAACACAAGGAGGGUGAGAAGCGGAAACAGCCUAAAAUGUACAGCAAAUCAAUCCAAACAGUCUGCUCAGGCCUGGUCUAUGACAUGAAGAGAUCUGAAAACCCAGAAGCCAAAGUAGAAGUGGAUGACCGUUUGAAGGAUUUGGUUGUAAAGGUAGAGGACAAGAAGGUUGCUCCAGAGAAUGAAUCUCCUUUUGUGUCAUUGAAGGAGCCUCGUGAUCAGCACAAGCCCAAGCGGUUGGACUCUUUGGAAUUCAAGCACCUCAUUCACAUAGAACAUCAGCCCAAUGGUGGAGCAUCUUUAAUACAUGCUUACAGCAGUGAACUCUCUCACCUGUCUCCCAUGGAGAUGGAAAGGUUUGCUGAGGAAUUUGUUAAUUUAACCUUUAGUGAAAAUGAAAACAGUGCAGCUUAUUAUGUCAUGGGGAUUGUGCAUGGGGCAGCCACAUAUUUAACUGACUUUUUGGAUUAUUUUUCCUUUAACUUUCCCAACUCCCCAGUCAAAAUGGAAAUCUUGGGGAAGAAAGACAUCGAGACCACAACUAUUUCCAACUUCCAUGCUCAGGUAAAGAGGACGUAUUCUCAUGGUACAUACAGAGCAGGUGCAAUGAGGCAGAUCAGUCUGGUGGGAGCAGUUGAUGAGGAAGUAGGGGACUACUUCCCUGAAUUCCUUGACAUGUUAGAGGAGUCUCCUUUUCUGAAGCGCACUUUGCCGUGGGGAACGUAUUCAAGUCUUCAGCUAAAAAGCCGCAAAGAAAGCGAUGAUGGUCCUAUAAUGUGGGUGCGCCCAGGAGAACAGAUGAUCCCUGUGGCUGACAUGCCAAAGUCUCCAUUCAAAAGAAAAAGAACUACCAAUGAAAUAAAAAACCUGCAGUACCUACCUCGGGCUAGUGAGCCUCGGGAAAUGCUGUUUGAAGAUAGGACAAGGGCACAUGCUGACCACAUAGGACAGGGCUUUGAGCGUCAGACCACCGCAGCUGUAGGUGUACUAAAAGCAGUGCACUGUGGAGAGUGGAAUGAGCAGCCUCGGAUAACCAAAGAUGUAAUAUGUUUUCAUGCUGAAGAUUUCUUAGAGGUGGUACAAAGAUUGCAGCUAGACCUGCAUGAACCCCCCUUAUCACAGUGUGUUCAAUGGGUAGAUGAUGCAAAGCUCAACCAGCUACGGAGAGAAGGAAUUCGUUAUGCUAGGAUUCAGUUAUAUGAUGAUGACAUCUAUUUUAUUCCAAGAAAUGUCGUGCAUCAAUUCAAGACCGUCUCAGCGGUGUGCAGUCUGGCCUGGCAUAUCCGGCUGAAAAUGUACCAUGCAGGAGUGGCACAGAACAGUAAAUUGGAAGAAACUAUUUCAGAAACAGAGGUGAAACCUAACAUUAGGAAAGAAGAGCAUACAUUAUGUGCUGUAAGCGCACACACCUCUCAUGUGCAUUUUUCAGACAUCAGGCAGUUGAAGGACCUUGAGCAAAAACCUCAGCAAGUAAAACACGAACCCGUGUCUCCCCACCAGACUGGCGAUACGUUUGGCAAUAUCAAUCUUCCAACUAUUUCCAUGACUUCUGCAGAAUGUCAGACUUGUUUAAUAAAACCUGAACAUGCCAAGGAAUCGCAAGGCAAGAUUGAGAGUGGGACUUUGGGAAUCAUUAAGCAAGACUCAAGAGACAGCAAAGAGGACACUCCACAACCUGUAACAACAAACCCAGUUGUGCGGACAGAAGAGGAACAUCUGUGCUAAACUAUGUACAUAUAAUUUGUUUUUUUUAUUCUACAUAACGUAAUAAUAAUGUAAAGCUUUGUAAAUCAUGGGGCAGGCUUCCACUUGCCCUGUAGUCUGUUACUGAAUCUAGUUAUGUAGCGAUGUAACAUUCCUCAGUGCCUGUCCGUAACUGUGAAAUAUCAAAGCACUUAGGGCCAGAUGCACUGUAAACACUGCAGGUUUAACAUAAAGUCUCUCUAAAGUUUUCAGUUUUGGUUCUAGGAUAGAGCUGACAUUAACAUAUAUAUUUUUUGUAAGAUGAGCCAGAAUUCUUUUUGACAAUUCCAGGCUUUUCCAUAGAGCUUAUUUAUAUCGAUUUUUCAUUUUAAAGGUGUCAGCACUGUAGUGUAAAUAGCUUUUUUUAAAUCUUUUUAGUGUGAUUUAUACUGAAAUGUGAACCACCUAAUAAAGGUUCAUAAC